AGCGGGGUCAGUGAUGUACAACAUACACACACAUCACUGAUUAAAACAGAAACUGAUGUGGGCUUCCGCAGCACUGGGUAUCCUAUUAAGACAGAGAGCCUAGAUGGUACAGAGCUGGGAUAUGUAACGCAUCUGCAUCCUGACCAAAUCAAAAUGGAGGCUGAUGAUGGAGGAUUUCAUAACCCAGAACACAUCAGUGACUUGCAGGAUUUUAAGUGUGUUAAUAUUAAAAUUGAAUCCAGUGAACGUUUAAUGAGUGAUCUCAUGAAUACUGGUGUUGGUCACAAAGACCAGACUGGACCAUGGCAAUAUGCAGGAGAGCCAAGCCCAAACUGUAAAAAGGAAGAAGCUCAUGACCUGCUGACUCAAUGUGAGGACUUAAACCAUGACUGUGACAUAAACAGUGAAAAUAAUUUAAGCAGAAUCACCCAGAUAAGUGCGAACACUAGCAGAAAACAUAUAAACUGUCAGAGAACUGAUGUGUUAAUUGAACCCAUAAUUGAUUCAAGUAAAAACCCAAGCCUCUUUCAAAAGAAGACUGUGCAUAGAAAUCAAGGUGGAUUUCAUACUGGUGGAAAGCCAUACAAUUGUACACAGUGUGAGAAAUGUUUCACUACCAAAUCUGCUUUAAAUAUACACCUGAGAAAUCAUACAGGUGAAAAGCCCUACAAAUGUAUACAGUGUGAGAAAUGUUUUACUACCAAAUUUGUUUUAAAUCUACAUCUGAGAAUUCAUAGAGAUGAGAAGCCUUACAAGUGUAUUCAUUGUGGGAAGUGCUUUUCCCAAAUAUGUAAUUUAAAUAGCCACCUGAGAAUUCAUACAGGUGAAAAGCCCUACAAAUGUAUCCAUUGUGGGAAGUGCUUUUCCCGAAUAUCUCAUUUAAAUUGUCACCUGAGAAUUCAUACAGGUGAGAAGCCGUACAAAUGUAUUCAUUGUGGGAAGUGCUUUUCCCGAAUAUUUGAGUUGAAUUGUCACCUGAGAAUUCAUACAGGUGAGAAGCCUUACCAGUGUGCACAUUGUGGAAAGUGCUUUUCCACAAAGUAUGUUUUAAAUUGCCACUGGAGAAUUCAUACAGGUGAAAAGCCAUAUAAUUGUACACAAUGUGAGAAGAGUUUUAAUACUAAAUCUGAUUUAAAUAAACACCAAACAGUUCAUAGAAGUGAAAAGCCAUACAAAUGUAUUCAUUGUGAGAAGUGUUUUUCCCAAAUGAGUCCUUUAAGAAACCACCUGAGAAUUCACACGGGUGAGAUGCCUAACAAGUGCACACACUGCGGGAAAUGUUUUACUACAGAAUAUAAUUUACAUACACAUGUGAGAAUUCAUACAGGAGAUAAGCCAUACAAGUGUACACAGUGUGAGAAGAGUUUUAUCACAAAAUCUCAAUUUAAUGCACACCAGAGAAUUCAUACAGGUGAAAAGCCAUACAAGUGUACACAAUGUGAGAAGAGUUUUAUUACAAAAUCUCAAUUUAAUGCACACCAGAGAAUUCAUACAGGUGAAAAGCCAUACAAGUGUACACAAUGUGAGAAGAGUUUUAUUACAAAAUCUCAAUUUAAUGCACACCAGAGAGUUCACACAGGUGAAAAGCCCUACACAUGUAUUCAUUGUGGGAAGUGCUUUUCCCAAGUGUCUAAUUUAAGAUGCCACCUAAGAAUUCAUUUAAGGGAAACGCCCUAAACAUCUCAACGCUGUGGUGAGUGCUUUUCCACAAUUUAACGUGCUAACAUGGAAUUCAUAGAGGUGAAAAGCCACGCAAUUUUAUUAAUUGUGCAACAUGCUUUUUAGUAGCCAGCUGAGAAUUCAUUCAGAUGAAAAGCCCUUUACAUGUUCUCUGAGCGGGAAGUGCUUUUCCCAAAAAAUGUGAAUUUAUUUUUCCCAAGAUGCAUCACACCAAUGAAAAACCCUGCACAUGUGUCGUGUGGGACUAAUGUUUUCAGUGUUGGGACUGUUUUUACCAAUGAAAGGCACUAAAUUGCUUCGAUGCUAGUAGUACAGUUACUCAGUGUGGGAAGUAUUUCAAAUGUACUUAGUGGUUAAUUUAAAAAAUCUAAUUUUCAUGGCCAGAAGGCAACUCCUACAAGUGUAGAGCCUGACGUACUCAUUGUGGGAAGUGUUUUGUGAAAGCAUCCUUUAUAUGGUGUAAUUUGUGUAGGAAGAGUUCCAGAUAUCCAUCAAAUUUCAUACAAUACCUGAGAAUUUGUACAGAUGUGCCUUUUUUUUUGAUUAACCACCCUGUUGUGGUUUCUAAAUUCUUAUUUGAUGGGUGUUUCAUUUGAGUUCAUGGAGAAAAAGGCUGGUUUGUAGUUGCGCAUUGUAAUGUACUUCUAACAUGCUGAUCAUGUUUCCGACAUCUGAGAAUACAGCACAAUAACUAGGGCAUCAAUCUACGAUGCUCCUUUCAUAACAAGUGUUUAUGACUGUUUUUUGAAAAUGUAAUUUUAAUUCCAUGUAAAUGUUAAAUGUAAUUCCUUGUGGACUGAAGCGUGAUAUUUUGGGAUUAUGAAAUUGACAGCAGUCUGUUUGGAUAUUCUGUGAAAAGAAACGUGGUUUUGUGUAUUGCAAACUUUUCUGAAAAUGAACUUGACUGUACUGACUUUUCCAGUUCUUUUACUGUCAAUGGUAGAUGCUGUAAUUGUUCUUGUCAAUUAAAGCUGAUUUUUUAGACCUGA
Molecule: messenger RNA, 2669 nt
Organism: Anguilla rostrata (American eel)
Lineage: Eukaryota; Metazoa; Chordata; Actinopteri; Anguilliformes; Anguillidae
Product: zinc finger protein 501-like
Exons: 1
Coding region: 154-1677 (507 amino acids)
Biological process (GO): regulation of transcription by RNA polymerase II
Molecular function (GO): DNA-binding transcription factor activity, RNA polymerase II-specific; RNA polymerase II cis-regulatory region sequence-specific DNA binding
Source: RefSeq, a predicted model, not a curated record